Molecule: messenger RNA, 4886 nt
Organism: Parasteatoda tepidariorum (common house spider)
Lineage: Eukaryota; Metazoa; Arthropoda; Arachnida; Araneae; Theridiidae
Product: E3 ubiquitin-protein ligase Rnf220
Biological process (GO): protein ubiquitination
Molecular function (GO): metal ion binding; ubiquitin protein ligase activity
Source: RefSeq, a predicted model, not a curated record
UGAACAGAGUGGAGAAUAGUUUGGGGAAGUAGAGUAUUGAGAACUGAGGGUAGGAGAAAACCCCCCUUUCCCCCUACGAUAACCCCACUGUGAAGAGUAUAAUUGGAUUUUCAAUCCCCUAGUACGGUGGGGGUAGUCUAGUUCUAGGAAAGUAGCAGUCAGUUGGUAGGAGAAGUCGGCAGAGGAGGCAUAGCUUAGUCAACACUGUAAACAACUAUGGGACUUUUGUAUCCAAAUAGUUGCUUGUUUUUUAAAUUUUUGUUUACUGCUAUGGAGGUUUUAGUGAUUGAUAAUUUUUUAGUUAAGCCAAAUUGCUAUUAAUAGAAAGUGACAUUUGAAUUAGUUUAUAUUGAAGAGGAAUAAAUCAUAUGGACUAAUUAAUCUGUGAUUGCAUAAAUACAUUGAUAUAUAAAAGCAAAGAAAACAUUGUUGAAAUUGAAUAAGAUUUACAGUAAUGAGUAGCCACGAUAGAUUUCGUAGUAGGACAGGACUAUUUCCACAAGCUUUAAAGUUCCCAUCUUUUCAGGAAUUAUGCUUGGAAAAUUCUGCCUAUUUACCGAAUGCUAUGACCAACCCAGCCGUCAUGGUGUUGAAUUCUACCUGCGGCGGAAACGUCACACCUCACGCCCAAAGCCACGUCACUUUCGCCCGUCACCCGACCGGGGGACGGAUAGAAAGCGGAAAGGAAAGCAUCGUGUCCACCGCCGGAGCUGUACCUUUUCCCAAUCCUGCUUUUCCUGUAAGACCCUUAUUUGGGCAAGGAGAUCCCUAUCAUUUACUAUCACUUCAAUCACUUCAUCAUCCAGCAUUACUAGCCAGCCAUGCCUUAGGGCGUAGUUAUCUAAAUGCAGGGGCUUUUCGCCCGCUGGCAGGUCUUACUGAUGAUAGGAAUGGACCAUUUCAUGGCUCGGCUUUUAUGCCUGCAAAAUGUAUGAAAUUAGACAGUCAUUCUCCAGGUAGUGAUAUUAGUGGGGCAACUCAGCCCCUGCUUUUGGGGAAUUGUUUUCCAGGAAGUGGGAGUGAAUCCAGUUUUCAUCAGAGUCCAGCAAAUUCAACAGGAUCAUCUUUAGGACAAACGGUGGGCUCUUUUCUGGAUGGCAAGGAUGAUCGGGGUGAUAGCGAUUCGAUGGCUGAUGGAGCCGAUCGUAUGUCCGAAACGCCGAAUCUUUCCGAGGAAUCCCGAUCGAUAGAAAGAUCGACACCGGAAGAUAGAGGAACGCCAAAACGACAUAAAAAAUUUUACUUCGAGGGAGGACAAACGCCAUUUUGUCCCAUAUGUGGUCAAGCUCUUCAACUCUCAGAUCUUGCGAGUCAUUUCGAAAUGGAAGUAGAGAGGUUACCAGAAAUACGAAAAUGCAUUAGCCAACAAGUAGAAGUGACAUCUUUGCAUUCGCCUUUUUCGUCCCCUAUGUGUAUGGUACGCAAGGAUGACAAAGGAAAACCAGAAUCCAGAUGGGAGACAUAUCAACGAGUGAAAAGCAAUAGAACAACAAGACUAACAUCAGCGCGAUGUAUGAUUAAACGAAAGAAAUGGGAUGAUCCCAAUUGUACAGAGCGAUCACCAGAAGAAAAUCUUCACAUGAUGCCUGGAUUGAGAAAAAGGGAAUCUCCUGAGACGUCUAUAGACAGCCGAACGGCAGCCGAACUUAAUUGGGCUAUGUCAGCCAGAAUGCAUGCCAUUGCAGCUGUAGCUUUUCAAAGAAAUCUUUCUGAUUUCGCAAGAAAUCACGAAGAUGAGAAUCAAGAAUUGAAUGUAGAUGAAGACGACAGUGCAGUGUAUGGACAGCCACAUUACACUGAAGCUGAUGUCAUUACAUGUUCUAGCGAAGAUAACGUUGACAGCAAAGAACAAAUCAGGAGGAUACAAUCAAAUGAUUCUGAUUACCAAAGGCAUUCAGAUUCAACCCAAUGGACAGUUAACGGAGGAAAUAAUAAUAAUGGUGAAGGUCAAGAGGUGACAAGUACUUGUGUUACAAAUAAUGAUGCUGGCAGUGAAUGUGUUUCUCCGUCUGAAAAAGCUUCUAAGCCCAGCAAGGACACAAAUAGUGAUAAUCCUAAAGAGCAAAUGGAGGAUGGAAUUAAAUGCUUAAUCUGUAUGGAAACUUUCAUCAAACCAGUUGUGUCAAUAUGUUGCUGGCAUGUUCACUGCGAAGAGUGUUGGUUGAAAACUCUGGGAACUAAAAAGUUGUGUCCUCAGUGCAAUAUGAUAACUGCAGCCAAAGAUUUGAGGCGUAUUUAUCUAUGACUGUCCUAAUUUCCUUAUUACAAGCUUAUUGUUAACUAGUCAGAUAUACCUUUAUAUUACCCGCAAUCUACAAUUUUCUAGACAGCUGAAGAGGGAGGACGUCAACUCUAAUAAUAUAUCCUUGUUGUGUUGGAAUGGAAAAAUUUAAAUUUUCUGAAAAAUAUCUGCUACACACAAUUAAAAUCCUUUCCUGAACAGCUGAAGACAAAACACAUCAAUCCUAUUGAUAUAUCCUUCUUGUGUUCGACAAAAUAAAUUUGAUUCUUUCAAAUUAACGAGAUUUUCUCGACAGUUGAAGACCAAAGGCACCCACAAAGAUAUAUUCUUCUUGUUUUCAAAAAAAUUAUUCGAUUUUUUCAUAUAAAAACCAUUUUAUGGACAUCUGCAGACAAAAGACAUCAAAUUUAAAGAUACAUCCUUGUUGUGUGAAAAAAUUAUCUUCGAUUCUUCUAAAGUAACUCCAUUUUCUAGACAGUUGAAGACCAAAUGACAUCCACAAUAGAUCUAUAUUCUAAGGCAAACUAACGCUGUUUUCUAGACAUUUGUCGGUCAAGGACAUUCUCCCUAAAUAUAUACCCUUAUUGUAUAAAAAAAGGUACCAAUGUUUGAAAUGUAUAUCCUUGUUACGUCAAAAAUGAAAAUCCAAUUCUCAUAACUUAACACAAUUCUUAGAACGUUGCAUGAAACCGAAAACGUUGAUUUCAAAGUUAUGUUCCCACCAUGAAAAUUAAAGUAAUUUUGAUUUUUUUUAAAAAUGUGUGCAAUGUAAAUUCGUGUAGGAAUUUUAAUUUCAAAUUUAUUUCGGGAUGUUAUAAUUAUUCAAGGUAUUGUUUAAUGCUACUGCGUAGAAAGUGAGCAUAAUAAUUCUUAAUCCAAUAGUACUAUUUAGUUCAGCACCAUAACACUUAAUAUAAAUAAUGUGGUCAUUUACAAAAUUUAUUUAUCAAUUUAACAACAUUUAGUGUUAAUAAAGUUUACCUAAGGUGUGAUAAUUAAUUAACUAUAAUUAUUGUAAUUUUUUAAAUUAAUGUUGAGUUGAAGAUUCAAAUUUUGACUAGAAGAUUUGGUUCGAUGUUGUUUUUUUAAGUUUUGAAUGUUUUUUUAAUUACAUUUUUUGGAAAUCUCAACAUUUUCGAUUCAUUUUUGAAAUAAUUUUUAAAACAUAACGCAUAAGUGGUAUCCAUAUGUAGAGGCUUUGUUGUUAUUUUACCUAUUUUUAUUUAUUAAUCUAAAUUACAACAAAUAUUUAUUACUUCGCUUUUGUUUUUGUGAUGUUUGAAAUUUUGCAUUGCUUAAAUAAACUUUGUUAUGAAAUUUUAUCCUUUCAUACAUAAUCCAUCUUAAUUCUAAAAACAUAUAAAUCUAUUAAUUUAUAUAUAUUCCCACAUUUUAUUCUUAGGAAAAAUACGUUUCGUAAUAUAUUUCCAAUUCUUAUACGUAAUAACAUUUUACAAAUAUCAAAUAUGAACUUUUGAAAGAAAAUUACAAUUUUUUUUAUUCAUUACGCUAAUUGAUAAACUUUAUUCAAUAAAUUUUGAGACGGAUUUUUCUAAUCAAAUUAACUGAUACCGGUAUUAAUGAAUACAAAAAAAAUUGGUACUUACCGUACCAUGUAAUCUUCAAGUCAAACAGAACGUUUUAUGUUUGUAAGUCUUAUCAGUGCUGAAUUCAAAUAUGAAAUAUGUUACUUAUUUUAAUACACUUUGAAUAUUUCUUAUAUUGUUUCUGAAAGAGAAGCAAUUAAUUGAGUUAAUUAAAAAAAGAUAGCUAAAGCAUUAAGUUCUAGUGUGGAAUAGUAUAGUGGGCCUUCUGUUGCAAAUUUGUUGUAAUCGAAAUAAGGGGUUAAACUAAUAAACGUUGUUUUGAAGUUCAACUAUGGUAUUGUAUAAUAAAGUUAAAGAAGUACAUUAAAACAAGGUUCAGUUUUGCUGAAAAUUUGGAUGAUUUUAGGGAUCAAACCACACCAAAAAUUAUAACAGUAUGUUCAGAAAGAUAACAAAAUUUGAACAGCAUUUUGAAAGUUUCAUAUAUGACUUGAAUCAGUGUACUUCUAAACAGAAGACUCACACUUUUCUUUCGUGCCUUGAAGAUUUUGUAUUUGGUAUCAUCUCUGUUUUUUAGUUGCAAAUGAUUCUUUUCCCAAAAAUUUAGAAAUUAUAUAAAUGUCAUCAAAAUAAAUAGCAUAUUUUUAAAUUCAGCUUCUCGAAAUUGACAAAAUUGUUUUUUUUUAUGUAUCCAAAUGUUAAAUUUCGUCCCAUUUUUUGCAGAAGAGUGAAAACUGUAUGUUUCGAAUCAAAAUUACGACUAUUGCAUCUAAUAAAGAAAGUGAGGUAUAAAAAUCUAAAAGAGCAGCUGUGGAUUAUGGGGAGCUAGCCUUUUUCGAAUGAUUAAAUUGCAAUUUGGAUGUAAUAAAAAUUUAAGUGUUGUUAUUGUUGUCUUGUUGGAAAUUUUCAAUUUGCAAAAAGUUUUACGAUGAAUUGUUUUUAGCUUGUAUUAUUGUAUAGCUGGGAAUAGUUUUAGACCUCUUGUACAAAUUUUCCCCUCCCCAGUUUUUUACUUUGUUAGAGUUUGCCACUGCUUGCUUUGUACCAAAUUAUUUCUGUUGUCUGAAUUAUAAAUAAAAACUUAAUGUCAAUACCAA